Messenger RNA from Drepanopeziza brunnea f. sp. 'multigermtubi' MB_m1, 1041 nucleotides. RefSeq lists its product as uncharacterized. Lineage: Eukaryota; Fungi; Ascomycota; Leotiomycetes; Helotiales; Drepanopezizaceae. Gene Ontology annotation, molecular function: glutamic-type endopeptidase activity. The record is from RefSeq and is a predicted model, not a curated record. Gene Ontology annotation, biological process: proteolysis.
AUGGCUGUGCACGCUACAGCUCACGAAUCAUGUCGGUUGGAGCCUCCUGCGGCGGUGAAAGCUUUGGCGUUGGAUCACACUGUAUCUAUUAUGGAGACGCUCAUAUCGAGGCCGAAGCCUGGCCGACCUCAGAGAAGCUAUAAACAGGUUACAUUCGUCACAAUUCUCCGAAGUCUACCAUCAACCGCUGGCUCGAAUCUUGCAAAGAUGAAGCCCGAUCAUUUCCUGACUGCAGUGUCCUUGGGCUCUGCCUGUACCGCGCAAAGCACUCCAUAUGUGCCGUUCUAUAGCUCCGAGUGGGGCGGACCGGUCCAACUCGCAGAGAACUUCAAUAGCUCUUCGAAUACUUCGGCCUUCAAUCUUGUAGAGGCUACCCUCGUCAUGCCCCAUCUUUCAAUUCCUCAGAACCCACGCGCGAGAGUCGAUCGCUACACGGUAGCGUCCUGGAUCGGUCUGGAUGGCUUCCCCCGAUCAGAUGGUGGCGGGCCCCGUGGCCUGUGGCAAGCCGGUGUGUUCAUGUCGAUAUGGGAGAAUGGAACAACCGAGUAUUCGGGCUUUUACGAAUGGGUGCCAAGCGAUCCAGUCUUCCUAACCGCAUCGCAGCUCGCGAUUUGCGAGGGCGAUCACAUUCGAGUCAUGAUCAAUACGACCGAUGCUGGCUACUGUGGUACAACGACGCUCACCAACCUCAACACCAGCCAGACCUUCGCAUAUAGUCAGGCGGCUCCGACAGCGUGGAGAGGUCCUACCUUUCCAGCCCCGGGGUCCUCAGCGGAAUGGAUCAUGGAGGCAGCCGCGUAUUUGAACACUACUAAAUUCGUCCUUCCCGACUGGGGCAACGCCUCGAUGUUGGACGCCAGAGCUUGUUAUGUGAGCGGUGACUGUGUGGUACCAGGAGACAUCGACAAGCCCGAGGACACGCGAAUGGCGGUCGUGCUGUGGAAUGAGACACAGACUGUGAAUACCCAGUCAACAGUCGAUGGGAGUAGCGUCUCGAUUGCUUACGUCGAGCUCCCUUUCAGCAGUCAGUUGGGCCAGUGA